ACCUAUAGUAAGCGCCACACCAAGUCGCACACCGUCUGCCGGCGAUGCGGCAACCGCGCCUUCCACAGGCAGCACAAAACUUGCGCACAGUGCGGCUACCCCUCCGCCAAGCUUCGCUCGUAUGAGUGGGGCCAGAAGGCCAAGCGCCGAAAGACCACCGGUACUGGUCGCAUGCGCUCCCUCAAGGAGGUCUCGCGGAGAUUCAAGAACGGCUUCAGAGAAAACACCGUCGCCAAGAAGCGUACCCGCAAGUCAGCUGAGGCAUCAGCAUGA
Messenger RNA from Coniophora puteana RWD-64-598 SS2, 273 nucleotides. RefSeq lists its product as uncharacterized. Gene Ontology annotation, biological process: translation. The record is from RefSeq and is a predicted model, not a curated record. Gene Ontology annotation, cellular component: cytosolic large ribosomal subunit; ribosome. NCBI's taxonomy places the organism in Eukaryota, Fungi, Basidiomycota, Agaricomycetes, Boletales, Coniophoraceae. The transcript has 3 exons. Gene Ontology annotation, molecular function: structural constituent of ribosome; RNA binding. The annotation marks the transcript as partial.